ACGGCCAGGGAAGGACGACAGCGUAAAGGCAGCUUUCUAUAUAAAGCACGUGAUUAAAAAUGCUUAGUGUGCAGUAUCGAUGAGCGAUUUGUCACAUUUCACAUCACAGCCCAUCAUAAGAGAUCUGCGCGCGAUCCCUAUGUAUUAAUCGAUAAGUCGCUGGAACUGUUGGAGCGGCGCUCCGCAACUCUUCGUGCACCACAAUGCGCACCCUUUGAAGGCCGCCAUUUCGUUCUGCGGGAGGGGGGCCCUGUUUUUGUUGUUAGGGGAAAAAAAAAAAAAAAAAAAAAAAAGGUAAAAAAGUGGGAGAGAACGAUCCGAGUGAGGAGCUGAAGGAGGCCCGAUCCAGGAGAGCACACAGCGGCAGCCGGAGGAGAAGGCAGCCGAUCCGGGAAGCGCACAGCCGGGGGGAAGGCGCACUGGGACGCGGCGCGGUCAUGGCCAACAUUGCGGUGCAGAGGAUCAAGCGGGAGUUCAAGGAGGUUCUCAAAAGCGAGGAGACUAGUAAAAAUCAGAUAAAGGUGGACCUUGUAGAUGAAAAUUUUACAGAGUUGAAGGGGGAGAUUGCAGGACCACCGGACACGCCAUAUGAAGGUGGUAGAUAUCAGCUGGAAAUUAAGAUCCCAGAAACGUAUCCAUUCAAUCCACCAAAGGUGCGAUUUAUAACCAAGAUAUGGCAUCCAAACAUAAGCUCAGUCACUGGAGCAAUAUGCUUGGAUAUUCUUAAAGACCAGUGGGCAGCUGCCAUGACGCUGCGCACGGUGCUGUUAUCGCUACAGGCACUAUUAGCAGCGGCAGAACCAGACGACCCUCAGGAUGCUGUGGUGGCGAAUCAGUACAAACAGAACCCAGAGAUGUUCAAACAGACAGCGCGGCUGUGGGCACACGUCUAUGCGGGUGCGCCUGUCUCCAGCCCCGAAUACACCCGCAAGAUAGACAAACUCUGUGCUAUGGGUUUCGAUAAGAACGCAGUAAUAGUGGCCUUAUCUUCAAAAUCCUGGGAUGUGGAGACGGCGACAGAGCUGCUUCUCAGCAACUGAGACCAUGGCGGAGGCGGCUUUACGAGGGUUAAACACCCCUACCCCGGGCCCCAGCUAUCCUUUUGCCCCCUCUACUCUCCCACCUCUAGUUUUUCUCUCCCCUCCCCACAUCCUCUGCCAAGCCUUCACCACUCUUUUAUGCUCUUUUUGGUUUGUUUUUACUUUCCAGAGUACCUCGAGUUCCUUUUUAAAGAAACUGAACAGUUCCAAUCACUGUCACAGCAUAAAGCUGUACAGCUGCAAAUGGGGGCGAGAAGGAAGUAGUCUGUAAAUAAAGCUAUUAAAGUCUGUAAAUUUAAAAAAAAAAAAAAAUGGGGAAAUUUUUUUUCUUAUUGUAAAAUGGCUUUAAAUUUCAGCUGUGAUUAUGAAAAAAGGAUCUUACCCUUUACUUUUAUUUAAGAUGUGUCCGAGCGCCAUGACUUGUAAAAGCAUCUGAAAUGUCCCGCUUUGCCCUGCGUUGUGUCCAUGGUGUGGAUUGAAGGAGCCCAUGUCCAGCGUCUGUACUUGUAUGAUGGUUUGCAGCGAGAGCUGCAGUCUGUAGGGGCCACCUCCACCCCCUCCACACCCUUACCACCAGGCAGUUGGGCAGUGCGAUGGGCCCUUCUCAUACCCAAUGGGAAAAAGUUUGUUUUGGCACAAAAAUAUCUUCCCAUUUUUUGCUUUUUUGGAUAAAGUGGUUUAAAAAAAAAAAAAAUCAAUAUCCA
Scleropages formosus (Asian bonytongue) is the source of this 1744-nucleotide messenger RNA. It is a transcript of the gene ube2kb, whose product is annotated as ubiquitin-conjugating enzyme E2Kb (UBC1 homolog, yeast). Bases 438 to 1040 code for a protein of 200 amino acids. The record is from RefSeq and is a predicted model, not a curated record. Lineage: Eukaryota; Metazoa; Chordata; Actinopteri; Osteoglossiformes; Osteoglossidae. The transcript has 7 exons. Gene Ontology annotation, molecular function: protein binding.